Messenger RNA from Selaginella moellendorffii, 1083 nucleotides. RefSeq names its product deSI-like protein At4g17486. The record is from RefSeq and is a predicted model, not a curated record. Lineage: Eukaryota; Viridiplantae; Streptophyta; Lycopodiopsida; Selaginellales; Selaginellaceae. The coding region runs from base 432 to 1028 and encodes 198 amino acids. Gene Ontology annotation, biological process: protein deubiquitination. The transcript is spliced from 3 exons. Gene Ontology annotation, molecular function: deubiquitinase activity.
GAAUAUUCACAUGCUCGUCUCACUUUGUUUUCUUUUCUGUCUCUAGACUGUCCAAGGGAUACACCCGUCGACGACCACGACGUGAAUAUUCUCUUCCCACUGUGCUUUCCUUUUUCCUGGCCUGGGCUUUCAUCCUCUAUACUAUAACUUACUAGGAGCAAGGACUGUCUCUAGCUAACUUGGGCUCUCCUCACCCCAUAGCUUCCAGUCACUCGAACCCAAGAGAGAUCAGGAGGCAAGUGGCAGUGGCAUAUGUGGAGAUCGUGCAUGGGGCUCCCAAGUCUGGAUUUCUUUGUGUGCUAGGAUGGCUUGCUCCCUCGUACCAAGCAACCGGCCGCAAUUGGAGGAGCUGAGGAGAAGGCUAGGGAAGAAGAAGAGGGUUGGUUCCUUCCUCCUCAACUUGCGGAGAGGAGAGGGAUCCAGCAGCCAACAUGGAGCUCGAGGUGAGCGGCAGUACUAGCAGCGCGAGGAAGAGGCGCAGCACACGGUUGAGGAAGGCGGCAGACGAGCAAGGCGAGGAGCAAGGAGGAGGAGGCGCGCUGAGCGUACGAAUGCCCGUCUAUCUCAAUGUCUACGAUCUCUCGCCCAUCAAUGGCUACAUGUACUGGGUCGGCCUCGGGAUGUUCCACUCGGGCAUUGAAGUUCACGGAGUGGAGUACUCGUUCGGUGCCCACGACUUCUCCAGCAGCGGCGUGUUUGAGGUGAUCCCGCGCAGCUGCCCGGGCUACACGUUUCGAAAGGCCAUGGUGCUGGGCAGCACCGAGCUGAGCGCUGGCGACGUUCGCGAGCUGAUCGAGAGGAUGUCCAUCGCCUACACGGGCGACUCGUACCAUCUCAUCUUGCGUAACUGCAACCACUUCACCAACGAGGUGAGCCUGCGCUUGACGGGCUGCGCCAUCCCCGGCUGGGUCAAUCGCCUCGCAAACAUUGGCAUGUGCUCCUUCGGCUCCUGCAUCAUGUGCUACAGGCUCCGCGUCCACCACCAAAACUCCUCCCCGCCGCCCAUGCUAGCUCUCAAGGAUUGCUGAUCCAGAGAAAGCCCACUUGGCCAAGUGUAUAAGAUCCAUCCACGCUUGUCUCUUU